Melospiza melodia melodia is the source of this 4766-nucleotide messenger RNA. RefSeq names its product TEF transcription factor, PAR bZIP family member (gene TEF). Gene Ontology annotation, cellular component: nucleus. Gene Ontology annotation, biological process: regulation of transcription by RNA polymerase II. NCBI's taxonomy places the organism in Eukaryota, Metazoa, Chordata, Aves, Passeriformes, Passerellidae. Gene Ontology annotation, molecular function: DNA-binding transcription factor activity, RNA polymerase II-specific; RNA polymerase II cis-regulatory region sequence-specific DNA binding. The record is from RefSeq and is a predicted model, not a curated record. The transcript has 5 exons. The coding region runs from base 227 to 1111 and encodes 294 amino acids.
UUGGCCACUUCAGAGUGGGAGAGGGGGAGGUGAAGACAGCCAGGCAAGCUGCAUCUCUGCCAGGCUGCUUCCCAUUCUCCUUGUUUUUCCUGAGCCAGAGCAUUCGGCACACCCGCUCCGGGUGCCUCCGAGCCCAUCUCGCAACGCCCAGGAUAGUGGGGUGUGAGGCUGGUGGCCAGGCACCUGUCCCUCCCUUAGCUCUGCUGGCACAGUCCCAGGACAGGACAUGUCAAGCUGCAACACCCCUGGGGGCCCCACUGCCCUGGACUUUCCGGAAGUCCUGAAGUCCCUACUGGAGUAUUCCUUGCCCUGGACCAACAAGAUGACAGAUAAAGAGAAGGAGAAAAUAAAGCUUGAAGAAGAUGAGGCAGCAGCUGCCAGCACUAUGGCAGUCUCAGCUUCCCUCAUGCCACCCAUUUGGGACAAAACUAUUCCUUAUGAUGGCGAGUCUUUCCACCUGGAGUACAUGGAUCUGGAUGAGUUCCUGCUGGAGAAUGGAAUUCCUUCCAGCCCUACUCACCUGGAUUUGAACCAGAAUCCACUCUUGCCUGUGGCUGAGUUGGAAGGGAAGGAAUCUGCCGGUGCUUCCACUGGUUCUCCUGCAUCUUCCUCUUCCACUGCAGUUUACCAGCAAUCUGAAGCAGCCUCCAGCACAGAGUCCCCACCACAAAAUGAGAGAAAUACACCCAGUCCCAUUGAUCCUGACUGCGUAGAAGUUGAGGUGAAUUUCAACCCUGACCCUGCUGAUUUAGUUCUGUCCAGUGUGCCUGGCGGUGAGCUCUUCAAUCCUCGCAAACACAAGUUUACUGAAGAGGACCUGAAACCACAACCUAUGAUUAAAAAAGCCAAGAAGGUUUUUGUCCCAGAUGAGCAAAAGGAUGAAAAAUACUGGACAAGGCGAAAGAAGAACAAUGUGGCAGCAAAGCGUUCCCGUGAUGCCCGGCGGUUAAAGGAGAAUCAGAUCACAAUUCGGGCGGCCUUUCUUGAGAAAGAGAACACAGCCCUGAGGACGGAGGUGGCAGAGCUGCGCAAGGAAGUGGGACGAUGCAAGAACAUUGUUUCUAAAUACGAGACCAGAUACGGACCCUUUGACUUAUCUGAUUCCGAGUGAUGCAACUUUAAAGACUUUUAAAAACAAAGAAACUAAAAAGCACACAUGAAUCGCCAGUCUUCAGAGUGAGCAGUGAAAUCUAUGAGGUGUCCCAACACAAACAACUGAUGAUGACCCUGCCUGCCUCCUUGCCUGCAAGUACCCCAUCUGACUACCCAGGGCUGGGCAUGAUGAAAAGUGCAAAGUCUCCUUAAUUCUGUAUAUGGCUUUCUUAUCUGUCUUUCUCACUGUAACUAUGAACUACAAUAAGCUUACCUACUGGGGUUUUGUCAAGACACUCAAAGUUCAUGUCUCCAAGUCUGUUGACAGCCUGUGUGAAUAGUGACUCUUCGUUUGGCACUCAAGUGGAAGAAGAGAGGGAGUUUUAAAUGAAAGUGUCUGUAUAUAUAAAGAACUGCUAUAUUUUAAGACUCUUUUCCCUGCAGUAUAAUGAGUUUCAUUUAAUACUGCAGCUCCCUUCUGGUACAGUGUAGUGUAUUGUGGAGUACUGUGAGUGCAGAACUAAAGACACUGGGAAGACAGCAGCCCGUAACGUGUGAGACUUCAGUGCAGAAUAUUACAGCAAAUGUACUGAAAUAAUCCAGAAAGCACCACAGUGUGCCAUACAGGGAGUAAUAAACCUCUAUCAAAUGACCCACGUAAUAAUAACCCACGUCGGUGGCUUUCCUGCUCCACAGCUACACUGCUGUAACCUGCCUUUUCCUUUAGUUCAUUUAUGAGGCUCACUUUCUUUUAUGGUAUCUUGCUGAAAAAGGAUCUAUUCUUCUGCUAACAACUUAGCAAUCAUGGAAAAGGUGCUAUUCUGAGCUGCUGAUCUCCAGGUCUUUUGGCAGUCUGAAACUACCAAAUGAGUAUUAGCUCCAGGAAAACAAUGGCUAUUAGUUGCCAUAUUACCAUUUUCUGUCUCUUGACUGCAGGACAACUGUGGUGCUGAAGGUGAAACAGCCAAUGAUAUCCCACAGUUACAAUGGGCAGCUUAAGAGUGAGGACCCUUGUGCUCAUGUGGGAGGGUAGAUGAAAGCUUGGAUGGAUUGUGGUGAUGUUUAUUGUGUUUAGAAGAUGAAGGCAGUAGGUGGAAGUUCCGUUGUAAGAAUUUCAUCAGCAUAACAAGAAUCUGCUCUUAUAUUAAGGGAGCUUGAGAGCUAAAUCUGUGUGGGAAGAGCAAGAGUAGUUACUUUCUAGGAAAGGAGUACAGGGCCAUGCUUGUAGCCAAAAUGGAGCUUGUAAGACAGGAGUAUGUUCAUGCCUAGAGAUUAAUGAAUAGCAUACACCUCAAAAAAAACAAACCUUGAAAGCUUUCUGAAGCACAAGUGCCAAAAUUAUGAGGCAUGACUAGUUAGCAGCAUAGCUCAGUGCUAUCAUAUUGAACAAUUAUUUUGACUUUGUGUUUACCCAAGAGAUUUUACCCCUAAUUUCAGAGCAGAAAUACAAAGAGAAAAAUGUGAGAAGCAGCAGCUAAUGUUGUAAGCUUAAUAAAAAAAAAAACAAAAUCAAAAGCAAGGAUUCAUAACCUGUGUUUGACAGCAUAACCUUUGUACAGAGCUUAUAUAUUAAAUGUAGUUUUUGACCUAUCAUUUUUAAUGGACAAUGUACUGAAGUAAAGAAAGAGUUUUUAAUUUUUUGCUGGCUACCAAAGUAUACCUAUGAGUGUAUUAUUAUAAAGCUCUGAGAUAAUCUUGGGAUAUUUGUAUCAAACAGAUAAAUAUCUUAGUUCCAUGUUGCUGAUAUGGCAGCAUAUAUCUCUACCUGUAUUGAGUACUGCUGAUUUGGACUGAUAUUUUUGGUAUGUACUGGUUUUUGCUUUACUUUGGUGAUAAAGGCCCAAACCAUGGAUUAAGAAAAACAAACCAGCAAGAAAGCAAACAACCAUGACAGCAUGUAAAUGUAGCAACUCUUUUCAUUUAUAAUUUCUAAAUUUUCAGUUAGCCCUGGCUGUUCUUAAAUGUCAUGCUUCCUGUUUAAAUCACAAAACCAAAAGUUAAAUAGCUGGGCAAAGAAGUUGCUUCAUUUGGAUCCUACUGUGCUUAGGAGUAUCUUUUAAAUACUUACAUAUUGUAUACAGGAUUUGUUUUUGCGCUAUGUCAUAACAUUUUAACAGCAAAAUAUUCAGUCAAUGAGAUUAGCAUGUGCAAUUCUAUUGUUUUAUUUCUGUUAUCUUAAAAGCUUACACAGUGGAAACUAACAGUGAAUGUUCAUUAGAUCUUUCUUUCAGAGAAGACUGUUAGCAAACAUUUGUGCUUCCCUGUAGGACAAUGCAGAUUUGCACAAUCUGUGAUUUAUGUGUCUACGGGUUGCAAAACUGGAAAAUCGCACUUUAGGGUGAGUGCAGCUCAACUUUUGUAGCUGGGGAAUUUGGUGUUGUUGUUAUUAAGAAGUAGUAUCUUUAAAAAUAGAUGAGAGGGUAGUAACUAUUUAAAGGAGUGCAGAUAUAGCCAGACAGAAAAUACUGUGCAAUGCUGAACUCCUUUCUCAGUUUUUGCAGUCUCAGGAAGUUAAGUUUAUUGCUCCGGAGCUCCCUGCUCCUCUCAGAAUGAUUCACUCUAUCAUUUUGUUUCUUUGACUAGGAUGACAAUCCUAUCUGUAAGUGAUAACUUGGGUAUGUUUUCUUAGUGAUCAUAAGAAGAGAAAUAUUCUUUUAGCUCAGUUUGAAUGUUAAAAGAUGCUGAAUUGACACUGUUAGGGUUUGAAGUUCUCUAGCCUUGGAACAUACUCUGUAGAGGCCAUAAGUUUGCCUGAUGCCAACCUACCCCAUUCCACAAAGGGACCAUCUCCAAGGGGAGAGAAUAAAGGGCAUGUGCACCUUUCAGCAUCACUGCAGGGAUUGCCAGGAAAGAGAGCAGUUCAUGACAACUGUACUUUCAUUAGGAAGAAGAUUGACACCGCAUGGCCAUUUCAUAGUACUAACUUUGAAAAUAUAUAAACUGUGGAUGGAAUUUGUGGACAACAAGUGUUGUUUUACUCUGCAGAAGACAGCAGCUAUGAAUAAAUAAUGUGCAAUUUUUAAUACAGUAUUGCUUUCAUACAUUAUGAUCUAAUCUACGUAUAGUGGGUUUGUGUCUAAAAAUUCCAAAAAGCUUAAUCUUUCACCUGUUGCCAAGAUCUGCUCCCACUGAAGCUGGUAUCAAAGAUCUCAUUAACUCCCACAGGAAAAAGUCUUUACUCUUAUGUGGUUAUUGUAAAGUUUUAGCAAGUGCUGGAGUCAUGGGUGUCUUUGCUUUCCUCUGAAGCAUUCUGUGCUGGGAUCAGGUGGAUACAUCUCAGAUUGCAGGUGUAGUGUUGGUAAACUGGUCCUGGUAAUUUUGAUAUUCAGAUAAUCUGAACUCUGCUUUUUUUUUGGUCCUCCAUGGACAGAGUGAAAAAGUAGUGUAUUAUGAACUUGUGUUGGAGGAGAAAUGUUUUUGGGUUGUUUGGUUUAUCGCUAAGCAUCUUUUUGCAGUAACAUUUUAUGUCUUUUCGGACAAUUCUCCAUUUCCUUGCUGUGCUGUUUGAGUGCCCAAGGUGUUCUAACUAGAGAUCACUUUCAGCAUUAUCUGCAGGCCUGCUACUAAUUGUACCAAAUCAAUUUCCAGUUGGGAGGUGCAGUGGAAGCCCAGCAGCUUUGGGAAUGCUGUAAUAAAACCACUUAUGCAGAAUUUUUUUUUUUUUUUUUUUUUUU